AGCCCGAGCCGGGGCCGGCGCUGAGGCCGGCGCGAGGCGGGAGCCGGGGCGUCCAGGAGCCGGGUCCUCGCCGGCCGCCGCGGCCAUGGCCGAGACCGAGGAGCGCAGCCUCGACAACUUUUUCGCCAAGAGGGACAAGAAGAAGAAGAAGGAGCGAAGCAGCCGGGCCGCGGGCGCCGCUAACGCCGGAGGAGCCGGCGCCGGGGCCGCGGGGGCCGCGGCCGGGGCCGCCGGAGCCGCCUUAACCGGAGGCGCCGGGACUGGGGCCGGCGGCGGGGGCGCUCGACCGGCUGAGGGGGCGGCGGGGGCCGCAGGGGCUGCGGGGCCCGGAGCGGCCGCCAAGACCAAGGAUGAAGACGAAUGGAAAGAAUUCGAGCAAAAAGAAGUCGACUACAGCGGACUCAGAGUUCAGGCGAUGCAGAUAAGUGAAAAGGAAGAAGAUGAUAAUGAAAAGAGAGAAGAUCCAGGGGAUAACUGGGAAGAAACCGGUAGUGGUGGCGUAGAAAAGUCAUCUGGUCCUUGGAAUAAAACAGCUCCUGUUCAAGCACCUGCUCCAGCUAUUGUUACAGAAACCCCAGAACCUGUUAUGACUGGUGGUGUGUACAGGCCUCCUGGUGCCAGAGUGACUUCAACGAGGAAAACACCACAAGGACCACCAGAAAUCUACAGUGAUACACAGUUCCCAUCAUUACAGUCCACUGCCAAGCAUGUAGAAAGUCGGAAAUACUGAGCCUUCGUAAGGGUUGACUACCUCAGAUUUGCUGCACUCAUUGUGGACACCAUGUGGAUCACAACUUCUGGAUAAGAAGGUUACAGCUAUUAAGUGGCGAUGUGAAACUUGAAACCAGCUCUACUGGAUUCCUAUCAGAAAUCCUGCAAAAGUCAGCCAUUUGGGUUCUGAUCUGCUAUAAAUGACAAAGAUUUAAGUGACCUUAAUUAACCUGUCCUGGGCCCCAUCCUUAAGGAAUACUUUCUCUAGUAGCUAUGGCUAUAUAGGAUUUUUCCUGAGACGUACAACUCUCAAAAGAACUGUGUUCAAAUAAACCCAUGCAGAGCUGU
Messenger RNA from Antechinus flavipes (yellow-footed antechinus), 1059 nucleotides. It is a transcript of the gene CDV3, whose product is annotated as CDV3 homolog. The transcript has 5 exons. Gene Ontology annotation, cellular component: cytoplasm. The record is from RefSeq and is a predicted model, not a curated record. Bases 86 to 730 code for a protein of 214 amino acids. Lineage: Eukaryota; Metazoa; Chordata; Mammalia; Dasyuromorphia; Dasyuridae.